Nanorana parkeri is the source of this 2782-nucleotide messenger RNA. It is a transcript of the gene WDR36, whose product is annotated as WD repeat domain 36. Gene Ontology annotation, molecular function: protein binding. Bases 63 to 2720 code for a protein of 885 amino acids. NCBI's taxonomy places the organism in Eukaryota, Metazoa, Chordata, Amphibia, Anura, Dicroglossidae. Gene Ontology annotation, cellular component: small-subunit processome; Pwp2p-containing subcomplex of 90S preribosome. The transcript has 24 exons. The record is from RefSeq and is a predicted model, not a curated record. Gene Ontology annotation, biological process: rRNA processing.
GCCACCAGCGGAUUGCACCCACGUGGUUAAAACUUAGCUGCCUGGAGCUUCAGCGGCUUGGCAUGGCAUCGGAGAAGAAGGGCCGGGGCAGCGUUCUCUUUACCGGGUACCGCUCUCUGGGCUUGUACAGUAACCACAUUCCCCAUGUAGUCAGGUACCACAAGAGGCACAAGGAGUUCUACCUGGUCACCGCCGUGGGGAAAAGCUUCCUCACUUACAAUGUGAACAGACUUGGCCAAGUUGCUGUCAGCAAUGCUCUUCCAGAAGACAUUAGCUGUCUGGCUGCAGAUCGAAUGCUGGUAUAUGCAGCUCAUGGGAACCUUCUUAAAGCAUUUGCCAAGAACAAAGAGGUAGUUCACACGUACAGUGGACAUGAGGCAGAAAUUCAUCUGGUUCUGCCAUUUGGUGAUCACGUAAUAUCUGUGGACACGGAUAAUAAUCUCAUCAUUUGGGAUGUUGAGUCGGAAGAGGAGUACUUGCAGCUGAAUUUUGACAGAAGCAAUUUUGGUAUCUCUGCAAUAAUGCACCCAAGUACCUACUUAAAUAAAAUUCUUUUGGGGAGCCAGCAGGGAACACUUCAGCUGUGGAAUGUCAAAUCCAACAAACAUCUGUAUACAUUCAAAGGCUGGGAAACUGGUGUUACUGUUCUUCAGCAGGCUCCAGCAGUUGAUGUGGUGGCUGUUGGGCUGACAAGUGGUAAAAUUAUUGUACACAACAUCAAACUUGAUGAAACACUGAUGACUUUUCAUCAAGAUUGGGGCCCUAUUACUGCAAUAUCCUUCCGAACAGAUGGACAUCCAAUAAUGGCAGCUGGGAGCCCCAUUGGUCACAUAGGUCUGUGGGAUUUGGAGGAAAAGAAACUGAUGAGCCAGAUGAGGGAUGCUCAUUCCACGGCUAUUGCUGGUCUAACAUUUGUUCAUGCAGAACCCUUGCUCAUUACCAAUGCUGCAGAUAAUGCAUUACGGGUGUGGAUCUUUGACGGCCCAGGGGGCCAGGGGCGCUUACUCAGGUUCCGCAUGGGUCACAGUGCUCCACCCACUUUCAUUCGACAUCAUGGUCUAGAUGGCAAGCAGAUCCUCAGUGCAGGUCAAGAUGGGACCUUGCGUACAUUUUCCACAGUUCAUGACAGUUAUAAUAAAAGCCUUGGCCAUGGUUCUAUAAAUAAAGCCAAAGCUAAAAAAAUGGGCUCACGUGGAGCAUCUUUAAGACUUCCUCCUAUCAUAUCAUUUGCCUCUGAGACCUCACGACAGAAUGACUGGGAUGGUAUCAUUGCAUGUCAUCAGAAUUCACUAAGGUGUACCACUUGGAAUUAUGUGAGGUCUACUAUGGGAGCUCACAAGCUAAUGCCACCCGAUCUCAAGAAUACCAAGCCACGGGACAUUUAUGCAACAGCUGUAGAGUUAACCAGUUGUGGCAAUUUUGUGGUGAUUGGCCUGUCGAAUGGCAAUGUGGAUGUAUAUAAUAUUCAGUCUGGAAUUCACAGAGGCCACUAUGGAAAAGACACAGCCCAUGAUGGUUCAGUUAGGGGAUUGGCUGUAGAUGGCUUAAACCAGAUGGCAAUCACUGCUGGCAGUGACCAAAUGAUCAAGUUUUGGAAGUUCAAGUCAAAAGAGUUGAUUCAAAUUGCGGACCUCAUCGCUUCCCCAACGGCCAUAUUACUUCAUAGAGAGAGUGGAAUGUUGUCAGUUUCCCUCGAUGACUUCAGCAUUACCGUUUAUGACAUUGAAACAAGAAAACUUGUCAGACGGUUUCCUGGACACAAUGGAAAGAUAAAUGACAUGACGUAUAGCCCAGAUGGCCGAUGGCUAAUGACUGCAUCUAUGGAUUGUACAAUCAAAGUCUGGGACUUUCCAUCUGGAUGCCUCAUUGACUGUUUCCUGUUGGAUUCAGCUGUCGUUAGUCUCACAAUGUCCGUUACUGGAGAUUUCCUGGCCACUGCUCAUGUCGAUGACCUUGGUAUUUACCUGUGGUCAAACAAAUCUCUAUUUUCUCUGAUCUCCUUACGCCCACUUCCAUCAGAUUAUGAAUAUCCAGGGGGUAAAAAUGAACUAGAAGUAAGGGAAGACUCCAGUGAAGAUAUGAUGGAAUAUGAUUCUCCAGAACAGUUAGCAGAACAGCUGGUGACCUUAUCACUAUUAGCCGAGUCAAGAUGGAAGAAUCUCCUAAACCUUGACGUCAUUAAGAGAAGGAACAAACCCAAAGAGCCACCAAAAGUGCCUAAAUCUGCACCAUUUUUUAUCCCAACACUUCCAGGACUUGUUCCACGCUUUGGUUCUGAGAGCCAGGCGGAAUGUCCUCAAUCUAGAAUUGUCAAUCUUGGAGUUCUCGAGCAGAAAUCUACUUUCUGUGUCCAGCUUGAAGAAGCCCUUGAUCACCAAAACUAUGACAUUCCACUGAAAACAAUAAAGGAGAUGGGACCUUCCAGCAUUGACACAGAGAUCAGAAACUUGGCUCCAGAGGGCGGCGGUUCUGUUGCAGUGAUGCAAAGCUUCUUAAAGAUGAUUGGCAGAAUGUUAGACACCAAACGGGAUUUUGAGCUUACCCAGGCCUACCUUGCUUUAUUCCUAAAGAUCCAUCUACGGUUCAUUUCAGCCGAGCCAAAGUUAUUAGAAGAGAUUUCCACAUUAUCAUCACAUCUAGACGAGACGUGGCGGCAGAUUCAGACCUUGUUUAAUCAGAGCUUGUGUGUUCUAAACUACAUGAAAAGUGCUUUAUUAUGAAACAUGCUUUGUGUCAUGGCUGCUCAGGGUUUGUUGCUGUCAUUUUUAGGAAUGCAAAGACU